GCGGAGUCGGCACGCGCGUCUCACGCUCGGGACUCGGCUCGUUUCUUUCUCGUCGCGCGAGCUACGCGUAUGCUUACCGGCGCGCCGACGCGCGAGAUGUGCUUGCUUUCUUUCGGCUUUAAUUGGCCGGCAAGCUAAACGAGCGCCGUCCGUCCGUAGUUUUUGGCGUCGCCGUUCGUUGGUCCGAUCCAUUCGACGAUCGGAGAUCUUGGACCGAGUUGGCACGCUCCUUGCCGGAACGCGGCGAAUCUCCGCGGAGAGACUUCGCCCGAGGAACGAGAAAGAAACGUGCGUCGGACGGCUGAAGCUGCGAAAAAAGGGCUCGAAGCGCAGCGGUCCGCUGCUUUUUAUCAUCGCACACGACGCCGUGUCAGCGCGAAGGAAAGAGGAGAGAGAGAAGAAACGAAAAGGGGCGCGUGGGUGGGGGCAACGGGCAUAAGUAAGCGCGUGCUUUAGGAAAAGUCUCCACUCGGCGAUAUAACACCGCGCGAGCGCUAAAAGUGGCCAAAUGUGCUUUCUCGCUUCUGUCUCGCACUGACGCACACGCGCGCACGCCGAGGAUGCGAGUCAGUGACAAAGUGUGGUAAAGUUCUUCUCUCUUCCCUGGACGCAGCUGUGCCGACAAUAUAUGCUGGACGUUGGCAAGGAUGACGCGCCGACUCCUCCCGCUGGUGAUGGUACUGCUGCUGCUGCUGCUGCUACUGACGUCGCUCGAGGCGGUCGCGGCGGUCGCGGCGGCCGAGCGGCGAUCGGCGUGGAAGAGGAGCAGCAGCGAGGCUUCGAGCGUUGACUACCCGGCGCCGCAGUGGACUUACCAGGACGCGCCGGAGCCGGAGGCGAGCGAGAUCCGCCGACGGCGCAAGCAGCGCCCGCGAAGGCCCGAGAGCGAGGUCUACUUCGUUAGGCUGCCGCCCGCGCCGUACAGCUACGUGGAGGGCCUGGGCUUCGUCUCGCGGCCGGCGCUCUUCGACCCGGCCUCGCUGCCCAGGCCCAAGCCCAGGCCGCGACCCGUCGUCCAGCUGCCCGUCGACUUCGUGAGCAACGGCAAGCCGACCAAGGUCUACCGCUACCCGCAGAACGGGGCCGACGGCCCGCUGGUCAGGCUGGACCGCGGGCCGUACCGCUUCAACGGCAGCCCGGCGGGCGUCUACGUCGUCAAGAGGACCAAGAAGCCCAGGCGCAAGCCCGUCGUCACGAGCGUCAGGAAACGCGUGGUGAUGAAGCAGUAGGCCGACUCGCGCGGUCGCCGACGAGCUUUCCGCUACUUUUGUAAAUACGGACCAUUUUUUACGGCUUGAGCGUCCGCUGAUUUUUCUCUCUUUUCACGUUGACCGCUGUUCUGCGCGAACGGCGCGCUUCGGCGAACUCUUCACUUGUGUAAUCUGCGCUGUAAACUUAUCAGAGCUUUGCGAAUAAAAUUGUAUCGCUCCGUUUCGAACCCGUCAGGGUGAAAUUCUGUCGUUUCUCUUUAACGAGUUUCAGGAAUACCGAAUUUGGAUUAGUGCCGAUCUCUUUGUUACUAAUUGUCACUUUCCGAGUGUAAACUCAAGAGGCGCGUUAAAAUUGCCUUGAAUUCAGAAAGAGAAAAAAAAAAGACGUUGGUAGCGUACGCCUAUAAUAAAUCUCCUCCAAUUAGUUGUGAUGGACGACCGAAGAAAACAUCUUUCGUGAAAUAAUGCUUCCGUAUAUGCGUAUAAAAAAGCACAUAUCUCGUCUUUCCGUGCUGGUGGCCGCGCACAGCCCAAUGAGAAGCAAAAUUCGUCCGCAUAAUUUAUCACCUAGCCUUCUUUCUCUUUAACGUUGCGCACGAGUGUAAUUAAUUUACCGCAUACAUUACCAUUCCUGCGGUGCAAUUCGGUUGCCGAUGCAAUUAAGAACGGAAAGAGACGGAGGCCAUAUCGUUUGGCGAAUCCAUGUAAAUAUAAAAUGACGAACCGCGAAUUAUCCACUUAUCUUCUCCCGGAGCGAAGAGGUCGAGCAGAUGAUCAGGGAAAAAAAUGCGCGUGGUGACUGCCUUGAAGGCGCGAGAGCAGCAGUACACAAUCGAUCCUUAUCUCGCGCACCUCAACCGUAGCAGUGGCUCUCAUCUCCGGCGAUGUAUUUUUUUAAGGUGGAAAAUGAAGAUCAUUCGGGUCAUUGAACGACACUGUCUUAUGUAAUAAUUACGUAUAAAUAGUUUUUAUUGUGCUCGGAUUGCGACUUGUAUAAUAAAAAAUAUCAAAGAGUUUAAUUAUCAUCCAUGCAAGAUUAUCAAAAAACCACACGCAUACAUCGCUGUCUCGCAUGCCUCAGGCAAAUGUAAAAUAAACGAGAAGUAUAAAAUUCUCACGCGCGCUUACGUACUUAUCUACAGCUGUGUUUCUUUUCUCUUCUACUUAGCAGUCUUUUCAGAGGAGAUGUCUCCCCGCGCCAGAGUCGCGCGCAUAUCAGUCUGUCUUUUUCCAUUUAAAGAAAAAUAAUAAAGAUUAAG
Molecule: messenger RNA, 2470 nt
Organism: Phymastichus coffea
Lineage: Eukaryota; Metazoa; Arthropoda; Insecta; Hymenoptera; Eulophidae
Exons: 3
Coding region: 648-1229 (193 amino acids)
Source: RefSeq, a predicted model, not a curated record